ACGGGUGGUAAUUGGAAGAAAUCACCGGUAAUAACUAGUUGGAUCCCCCCGAAUGGCCGACCAUUGUUUCGUAUUGCCCUAGCUAUCCCCUCGAGCUUGUCAAAAAGAUCUCCGUCGACCAUGGAGAUCUCAUCGAUAAUCAACACCUUGGUU
Molecule: messenger RNA, 153 nt
Organism: Amorphotheca resinae ATCC 22711
Lineage: Eukaryota; Fungi; Ascomycota; Leotiomycetes; Helotiales; Amorphothecaceae
Exons: 1
Source: RefSeq, a predicted model, not a curated record